Molecule: messenger RNA, 1337 nt
Organism: Papilio polytes (common Mormon)
Lineage: Eukaryota; Metazoa; Arthropoda; Insecta; Lepidoptera; Papilionidae
Product: transcription factor Adf-1-like
Exons: 3
Coding region: 98-763 (221 amino acids)
Biological process (GO): regulation of transcription by RNA polymerase II
Cellular component (GO): nucleus; transcription regulator complex
Molecular function (GO): DNA binding
Source: RefSeq, a predicted model, not a curated record
UUUUACUUUUUUAAUCCCAUGGGAACGAAGUCGCGAGCAACAGCUAGUCUCAUAGUGCUACCACUUUUGCUUUACAGUUAGUAAAAGAUAUAUAGAAAUGAACGAAAUAGAUUUGAUAAAGGAAAUCGAGAAGCAUCCUAUCCUGUACGACAAGUCAAUCAGCGGCUUCAACAAGACGAAGCUAAGGGAGGACGCCUGGACUGCCGUACGGGAUUCACUCAAUGUAUCCGAAACCGAGUGCAAGAAGCGAUGGCGUUCGCUGCGGGACUCGUUCAUAAAGUUACAGCGCACGCACGGCGGCCGCACGCGCUGGUCCUACCACCACGCCAUGCGCUUCUUGCUGCCGCACAUCGAGGCACGGUGCGACACCGACGUGCUCAGGUCAACGAAAAAAGAUACCGAAGAUUCGGAUCCUGAAGAAGAAAUAAAGCAACGUAACUCUCUACUGCCUGAUAUAUCCUUCCCUGCAGCUGAAGUGAACGCGAAGUAUGAUGACGAUGAGGAUUCCCAGCCGUCUCCUAAGAAACAACGUCUCCUGUCAACUGACGAAGAGGGUUGUCACUGCAACAGAACAGAUCCUGACGAGCUGUUUUUACUCAGCUGUUCCUCGACAUUGAAAAGAUUAAACUCGAAACAGAAUGCUGCAGUGAGGUUGAAAAUCCAGCAGCUCCUUUACGAGGCUGAGUUUGGAACGCAAAUGGAUAUGCCGUACGUCACUCCGGCGAGUGACUGUGGUUAUGAUGCUUUGGAUGUUCAUGAAUAAAAAGACCUUAUGUGAGGGUAGUUUUAUCUGUUUUUAUUAGAAUUUCCCUUAGUUCAGUGGUCGGUAAACUUAUUGUCGAAGAGCCAAUUAUGAUGUCAACAAUAAAAUGUUCGGGAUCCAAAUCCGCUUGUUUAGUGAAUUUUUAAUACACUAAAUUUUUCAGUCUUAAAAAGUUUUUAUUAAUGUGAACAAUGUGCUUGCAUCAUGGAAAGUUUUUGUAUGUCAUAGCCAAAGAGCUAUUGAAGGAGCCAAAGAGCCAUACGACUCUAGAGCCGAAGUUUGCCGACCACUGUCCUAGUUUAAACAGCUGGACCGAUUUUGGUUAAUGCAUAGAUCCCAUGGCUAGUGAUCUAGUCGAGUAUUGAGUUAUUAGUAGCUAAAAUUCUCCUAUUAAACUGAAUUACUAGUCUAGUGUGAACUAGCCCUAAGAAAGUAUUCAUAUAAGUCAGUCUUGUUUUUUUUUUCCUACUUUCUUAUUUUUAAAUAAAUGUAUUUCGAUGUAUCGUGUUUGUGUAACAUUUUAAUUAAGUAAUUAUUAUUAAUUAGAAGUUUUUGUAAGUUAUAUGCAGCCAUU